Messenger RNA from Cylicocyclus nassatus, 2906 nucleotides. The record is from the annotation of a GenBank genome assembly. NCBI's taxonomy places the organism in Eukaryota, Metazoa, Nematoda, Chromadorea, Rhabditida, Strongylidae.
AUGCGCGAAAGGGCUCGACGAGAAAUUGAGCGACGAGCAGCCGCUGAAAGAGAAAGGCUAAGAAGAGAGGAGGAAGAGAAAGAAAGACUCGGUAUGUUCGAGCUGGAACGCGCUGCUGCGAACCGGAAACUGCAACGGCAAGCUGACCUGGAGAGGGAAAGGCAAAGAGAAGAGCUGGAUAAGAAAGCUUCAGAGAUAGCAGAAAUGGAAAGGAGGGCGAGCGAGCGACGUGAAAUGGAGAGGUUGGAAGAAGAGCGCAGCCUUGCCGAACUUAGAGAAAAGGAGCGCAGGAAUCAUGAAAUCAGAGAUAGGGAAAGGAAGGAGGCCGAAGAGAGAGCUGCUGCUCGCCAAAGGGAGGACAGACGUUCGCGAGACAAGCUUGAUCUGAUCGCUCGCGAACGAUCGGCAAAGGAAAGGUUUGAGCAAGAAAAGCGAAGACUUUUAGCUGAAAAAGAAGCCCUCAGUAAUAAGUAUCACCAUCUAACCUCCAGUGAGACCCUGCAAAAGUUGGCAAAGCCUUUGUAUAUAUCGCGAGAAACACUCUCUAAUCCGGAGUUCACAACAAAAAUUGAACGGCAGCUAAUUGAACGUUUGGACCGUAAUGUAUGGAUCGACGAUUUGCGCAAUCCGUCACAGCAGACAGUUUCAUCAUUGAAUUCAACAAACGAUGAAAAUGUUCGGGAUAGAUUGUACAACCCCAAUGACUUGACCAGAAAUGGCUCCGCAAGAACCAGCCGUUAUCGAGCGAAAAUGGAAAAGGCUCGCCGGGAAUUUAUCGUGGGCGGACCUGAGAUAACAGACUCAGACUCGGUUACCGAGCGUUUUCGACGAUCGCAAGAAGACAUGGCCUCACGAGUCCGUCGCGACUAUCGUGGACCACUGUUGCAGAAAUUCCACGAUAGCGAAUUCAAGUCAAAGACCGACAUAGACGGUUUCCCGUACCCGAGGGUUGAGCCGAGCCCCUACGCGCAAGAAUUCGAGCGUCUCCUGGAGGAAGCAGAACGGAAAUACACUGCUUACCGUAUGAGGAUGUCCCAGCCCAAUCUCUAUAGUAGGUCUCGAUGUUGGAGCACGAAUUAUCUUGAAACUGACGUCGAUACUGGCAAACCCGAAUUGGCGUAUGCUACCAGAGAGGUAGAAGAAACCAACCUGGAUGACGUCCACCAUCGAUCCGGUUCAGUUGUAGAUUACCAUCGUCAGAGCCGGCGUGACAAAACGGAGGAGACCACCGACACGACUCAUAUAAGGAGUCGUAGUGCUGAUUAUCUCAUGGAUAGGAGAACGCGAGAAGAGAGUGCUCCUCCCGAGAACGAAUUGCAGAAAACGAUAGGCGACUUAUCCUCAAGGACAUCACAUAUCGGCGAUCACGGCAUGCGUUUCCGGAAAUCCACAGAGAAGUUGACGGUGCCAACGUGGUACCUAGAAAACACUCGCGGCUUUACCAAAUCGGGCGAUAUGUCGCAAGGAACGGCGACGGGUAACUUGAGCAAUAAUCAAAACUUGACUGGUGCAUCGACAGGAAUCGAUCUCCCGAAAGGAUUGUUUAGUCGUUACAAGGACGAAAUUGAGGAUUUGCGGCGAUCAAGAUCUUCCCUGCAUCAACUGAAGGAGCAACGUCAGGUGACUUCUCCCGCGCAAUCGGAUGAAUUCAAUCAGCAUGCCCUACCUGGUUACACGGUAUCAGAUGUGCCAAAAGAUUGGAUUGUUGGUGAAACAUCAAAAAUGGGUCAUGUCAAAACGAACUCUCGCGUAGUGGAGGUUGCAGACACUUUCCCUGGAUUCAGCCAGAGCGAGACCAAUCUAGCACAGAAUCUUCCAGCCACUGCGACCCAGCAGGAUGGAGGAAGAAUCACCAUCGAAGAAGUGCUUGAUUCUAUCUUCCAGCAGACUUCCACCUCAACGACAGGAUAUCAAGACACAAGCGUAACGGAGCCUGACUUCCCUCGCAAAAAUGAUUCUGGCCCUGGAAUUUACACGGGAAACUACAUGCUUAUGGAACAAGUGAUCAAGCAACCUAGUAAAGCAGAAUCGUUACUCAAGUCCGAACAGUUGUUUGUGAGAUGCUCUUGUUGUCAUAAGACGCGUGAACUUAGUUUGGCCCGUCUACAGUACGUCACAUGCAAGCACUGUUAUACGUACUACUGCUCAAAAGAUUGCAGAUUGAAACAUUGGGAGAAGCACAGCAGUAGUUGCUCAUUUGCCAGGAUAAACACUUUAUGCAAGGAUGUGAUUAUGAAAGUAAGGCGUGAUCCACUAGCACAGGCAAAUAUGUCAAAAUUGGCCAGAACCUCCUAUAACUCGAGCGGUCGUGGCAGCGUUAACAUCAGACUUCCUUCACCGCAUAUUGCUCAGGCCUAUGUGAAUUAUGGUUGGGAUGCUUUAUCGUCCAUACCACCGCAGCAGCUUUUGCAUUACUACACGAUCUCAGCACUUGUUCGAGAGCAUAAGGAGCCAUCACUUAUUGCUCUCUGUCGCCGUUACGAUCCGAAAGAAAAAUUCAUACUGUCCGUAAGCAUCAUCGCCGACAUCGAGCACUGCCCUCAGACACCCCCUCCAGAAACGUUGGAUACCAAAUAUGUGCAACAAAACGGUUUUCACCAGACGCACGAGCUGCCUCCUUCCAACGCUGAUUUAUAUGGUCCCUUAACACUUGUGCCAACAGAUGUGUGAUCACUUAUGCAUAUCUAUAGAUAUUUUAUUGAAUAGUCAGUCAUAGCUUACAAAGAUAGAGUCAUCAGAGAAAAGCUUUACUUAGUGAUUGUAUUUUCGUUGAACUUACCCUUGUAAUAUCUCACAUCCAAAUGCUACCGUAUAACACUGCGAUUACCCUUAUGCAAUGCUCACUUUUGAUUUUUUUCACUUUGGCAUCUAUGUGAUAUUUAUCAAGUAAAACAGUUUAUUGCUAA